Eublepharis macularius is the source of this 2087-nucleotide messenger RNA. RefSeq names its product BUB3 mitotic checkpoint protein (gene BUB3). Bases 63 to 1043 code for a protein of 326 amino acids. Gene Ontology annotation, cellular component: kinetochore; bub1-bub3 complex; mitotic checkpoint complex. Gene Ontology annotation, biological process: mitotic spindle assembly checkpoint signaling. The record is from RefSeq and is a predicted model, not a curated record. The transcript is spliced from 8 exons. NCBI's taxonomy places the organism in Eukaryota, Metazoa, Chordata, Lepidosauria, Squamata, Eublepharidae. Gene Ontology annotation, molecular function: ubiquitin binding.
UGCGCGCGCGCGGACGGAGGAAGACGGUUGGCGUGCGGGGCGUUAUCAGCGUAGGAAGCAAGAUGACUGGGUCAAAUGAAUUUAAAUUGAACCAGCCGCCAGAAGAUGGAAUCUCAUCAGUUAAAUUCAGUCCCAACACAUCUCAGUUUCUGCUUGUUUCAUCAUGGGAUACUACUGUUCGUUUGUAUGAUGUUCCAGCCAACACCAUGAGACUCAAGUACCAACAUACAGGAGCUGUACUUGACUGUGCUUUUUAUGAUCCUACACAUGCAUGGAGCGGAGGAUUAGAUCGGCAACUAAAAAUGCAUGACUUGAACACUGAUCAAGAAAAUCUUGUUGGCACCCAUGAUGCUCCUAUCAGAUGUGUGGAAUAUUGUCCAGAGGUGAAUGUAAUGGUAACAGGAAGUUGGGAUCAAACUGUUAAGCUGUGGGAUCCCAGAACACCCUGUAAUGCAGGAACAUUUUCUCAGCCUGAAAAGGUCUAUACGCUGUCUGUAUCUGGUGAUAGACUGAUUGUGGGAACAGCUGGUCGGAGAGUUCUUGUAUGGGACUUGCGGAACAUGGGCUAUGUUCAACAGAGAAGAGAAUCAAGUCUUAAAUAUCAGACUCGUUGUAUCAGAGCAUUCCCUAACAAACAGGGUUAUGUGUUAAGCUCUAUAGAAGGUCGUGUUGCAGUAGAGUAUUUGGAUCCAAGUUUGGAGGUGCAGAAGAAGAAAUAUGCUUUCAAAUGUCACAGACUGAAGGAGAAUAACAUUGAGCAGAUUUACCCAGUAAAUGCCAUCUCAUUCCACAAUGUCCACAAUACAUUUGCUACAGGUGGUUCUGAUGGCUUUGUAAAUAUUUGGGAUCCAUUCAAUAAAAAAAGACUCUGCCAGUUCCACCGUUAUCCUACCAGCAUAGCAUCGCUAGCCUUCAGUAAUGAUGGAACGACUCUUGCAAUAGCAUCAUCAUAUAUGUAUGAAAUGGAUGACAUUGAACAUCCUGAAGAUGGUAUCUACAUUCGCCAAGUGACAGAUGCCGAAACAAAACCCAAGUCUACUUGACUUCUGACCAAGAAAACUUCCAUGAUUUUUCUCUCUACUUUGGGCAAGACUAGCCUGAAGUAAAUCCUUUGAUCAAGUAAAGAUCUAUUUCCAAUAAUGCUUUCACUGAAGAGUGUUCAUGUAAUCAUUUAUAGCAUUCUGUUCUGAUAGCUUGUACUGAGAUUGGCAUUUCUUCUGCUUGACCAGUAAAUUUUCUGUAAGCCAGUUCUUUGCAAUGUUAUGUUUUGUGUUUGAACUUUUAUACAGAUUUAAUAGCCAUUUAACUGUUGGUUGAAUAAAUCUUUAAAAAAAUAUGUCCAGCAGCUGCAUGUUGUGAAUUUUCACCCUUGGUCUUGGUUGUUCUGAUCAUGCCUCACAGGUGAACCAUAUGCUCACUUCUGACAUGAAGGAAGAAUCCUCUUAGUAACGUCAGGGUUAACUUUUGAAUUAGGCACGCAUGCUAUGAAAAGUUUACAUAAACACUUACGUGCUUGUUUUCCCUUGGAAAUUAGAUUAAUAAUUAUAAUAAUAAUAAUAUUCGAUUUAUAUACUGCCCUUCAGGACAACUUAAUGGCCACUCAGAGCGGUUUACAAAGUAUGUUAUUAUUAUCCCCACAACAAACACCCUAUGAGGCGGGUGGGGCUGCGAGAGCUCCUAGAACCUGUGACUGACCCAAGGUCACCCAGCUGACUUCAAGUGGAAGAGUGGGGAAUCAAACCCAGUUCUCCAGAUUAGAGUCCUGCACUCUUAACCACUACACCAAACUGGCAAAGGCUUUAAAACAGCAAGAUGGUAUGGUACAUUGAUUUAAAAAAAAACAAAAAACAAUUAUUCAUCAAUGCAAAACAAACAAAAAACAUACAAUACUGGCAACAAAAACCUUAUUGACAAAUCUAUACAUAUGCUUCUGUGAAAGGUUUUCAAGUAAGUCCAUAUACAAUUGCCAUCUGUAUACGAUAUGUUCAAAUGUUGGUAAGUUUAUAAGGUCCUCAAUCUAGUGAAUUACAAAAAGUGAGUUUUUGUCUUUCAGCAAAUAAAAGGACAUGAAGGGUCCAUAUAAUGAU